Messenger RNA from Fulvia fulva, 519 nucleotides. RefSeq lists its product as uncharacterized. The record is from RefSeq and is a predicted model, not a curated record. The transcript is spliced from 2 exons. The coding region runs from base 1 to 519 and encodes 172 amino acids. NCBI's taxonomy places the organism in Eukaryota, Fungi, Ascomycota, Dothideomycetes, Mycosphaerellales, Mycosphaerellaceae.
AUGUUACACGAAGCAGAACUCUCCAGAACUCAGUAUUUCCGCCUCCUCGACCUGCCACCUGAAAUCUGGAGCAACAUCGGCAAGCUCGUCGUCGAUAACAAGCCUCCUCUCACCUACCGCGCUAUCUGGUGGGCGCGCGACGAGAGAUGUAGCACACCAUGGACCCAGCAACCAGCCAUCGCCCGCACUUGUCGAAUCCUGAGGCAGGAGCUACUACUAUACUACUACAAGAACACACCUCUUCGCUACGUCCUUGCACACACAACCUCGUGUCAGGCGGUUGGUAUAUGGCUCCGAGCGAUUGGCAAACACAACAGGCUGCUCAUGGGAGUCAUCAGCAUUGGAGUCUGGUCUUAUGCGCCGAUGGAUACUUUGAGGAAGGAGCUGUCGGUCGAUUGGAAAGUGGAAUUCGAGCUGCAUGAGCUGGAGUACAAGCGCAUAACACCACGCUUGAGCAACGGGAUGGAGGCAAGUUCCAAGCUCGAGCAGUACUCGAUUGCCACGGUGACGUUUGUGUAG